AUGGCACCCCUGCUGCAGCGCCAGGCAGCCCAGACCGGCAAUACAAGCUCCUUCAAGCAGGCUAUGAUGCCCUCAUUGCCCGCUGGAGCUAGGCCGAUCUUGAGGAGGUGCACGGGCAGCGGAGCCAGCAGCAGCAAUGGAGCACGCAGGGGUCAGAUACAGGUAUCGUGCAGCCUGGUCAAGCGGGCGGAGGAUGUGCACGCAGUGAAAAAGCUGCCCAAGCCCGUGCCCCGCAGCACACUGCGCAUGGGCCUGCCCAGCAAGGGGCGCAUGGCAGAGGAUACCAUUCAGCUGCUCAAGGACUCUGCGCUCUCGGUGUACAAGCCCAACCCCCGGCAGUACGUCGCAUCCAUCCCCCAGUGGCCUUGA
This is a messenger RNA of Monoraphidium neglectum, 369 nucleotides long. RefSeq lists its product as hypothetical. The record is from RefSeq and is a predicted model, not a curated record. Lineage: Eukaryota; Viridiplantae; Chlorophyta; Chlorophyceae; Sphaeropleales; Selenastraceae. Bases 1 to 369 code for a protein of 122 amino acids. The transcript is spliced from 4 exons.